Candidozyma haemuli is the source of this 1005-nucleotide messenger RNA. It is a transcript of the gene RPC40, whose product is annotated as DNA-directed RNA polymerase core subunit. Gene Ontology annotation, biological process: DNA-templated transcription. Gene Ontology annotation, cellular component: RNA polymerase I complex; RNA polymerase III complex. The transcript has a single exon. The record is from RefSeq and is a predicted model, not a curated record. The coding region runs from base 1 to 1005 and encodes 334 amino acids. Gene Ontology annotation, molecular function: DNA binding; protein dimerization activity. Lineage: Eukaryota; Fungi; Ascomycota; Pichiomycetes; Serinales; Metschnikowiaceae.
AUGUCGAACAUCGUGGGUAUUGAGUACAACCGUGUCACCAACACUACCUCCACGGACUUUCCUGGUCACCUGGCCAAUGAGGACCAUGCUUGGGACAUGGAAAAGUUCAAGUCCAAGUUCGAUAUCAACAUCUCCCACAUUGCCGGAAGAACCGCCAACUUCGACUUGGUCAACAUCGACACCUCUGUCGCCAAUGCAUUUAGAAGAAUCAUGAUCGCUGAAGUGCCUUCUGUGGCUGCUGAAACCGUUUAUGUCUUCAACAACACUUCUGUCAUUCAAGAUGAGGUGCUCGCACACAGAAUCGGUCUUAUCCCAUUGGAUGUGGACCCAGAUGUGUUGGUCUGGCUCGAUCCUUCCGUGGACGAGAAGGAGCGUUUCAACGACACAAACACCAUCGUCAUGUCUUUGGACAUCAGCUGUACACGCAACCCUAAUGCUCCUGCCGAUGCCACGGACCCUAAUGUUCUCUAUAGAAACCUGAAUGUGUACGCCAAGGACCUCAAAUUCGAGCCACAAGGCCGUCAGACUGAGAUUUUCAAAGACAAGCCAGUCCAGCCCUGUGAUCCUGAUAUUUUGCUUGCCAAGUUGAGACCAGGCCAGGAGAUCUCAUUGAGAGUGCAUUGCAUUUUGGGAGUUGGCAGUGACCACGCCAAGUUCUCGCCCGUGUCGACCGCUUCAUACCGUUUGAUGCCUACCAUCGACAUCAAGGAGCCAAUCAAGGGCCCAUUGGCUGAAAAGUUCCAGCAAUGCUUCCCAUCGGGAGUUAUUGGCAUCGAUGAUCUGGGCAAGGCCUUCGUCGAGGACGCCAGGAAAGAUACUGUGUCGAGAGAAGUCUUGAGACACGACGAUCUAGCAUCUAAGGUAAAGUUGGGCAGAAAGAGGGACCACUUUAUCUUUAACGUGGAGUCUACCGGUGCCAUGGCACCCACAGAAGUCUUCCUCAAGUCUGUUCGUGUGUUGAAGAACAAGGUGGACUACUUGAGAAACUGUCCUAUCGGCCAGUAA